Molecule: messenger RNA, 1776 nt
Organism: Mycena indigotica
Lineage: Eukaryota; Fungi; Basidiomycota; Agaricomycetes; Agaricales; Mycenaceae
Product: Histidyl-tRNA synthetase
Exons: 5
Coding region: 1-1776 (591 amino acids)
Biological process (GO): mitochondrial translation
Cellular component (GO): mitochondrion
Source: RefSeq, a predicted model, not a curated record
AUGUUCUCUCAUCGAUUGCUUCUUUCUCUUGGACGACGACCUUUUAGUAUGACUUCACUGGAAGAGCAAGUUUCAACCCAGAAAGCCCUUUUCAAUCAACUCCGGUCAUCGAAUGCGGAGCCAUCUUAUCUCGAGGCGGCCAAAAAGAAACUCGGUGAACUGCAAAAGUCUCUAGCACAAUCCAAGGCUGCGACAAACGCGUCCGGUGAUGAUGGAGGAAAAAAACGCGAGCGUUUGCUGCUAAAGACUGCCAAGGGCACCCGCGACUUUGGUCCCGCAGAGAUGGCUUGCCGAGAAAGUAUUGAGCGCACGGUUAAGGAUUGCUUCAAAUCCUUCGGUGGGAGCUGUCUGGACACACCCGUCUUCGAGCGCAAAGACAUUUUAACGGGAAAAUAUGGGGAAGACGCGAAACUUAUUUUCGAUCUGAUGGACCAAGGAGGGGAACAACUGGCACUCCGAUAUGAUCAUACGGUGCCACUCGCUCGAUACCUGGCCAUGGCUGGGGGAACGAGCGCACAGUCAAAAAUUUGGCAGGUCGGCAAAGUCUACCGCAGAGACAAUCCCGUCAUGUCCAAAGGACGCAUGCGUGAAUUUUCACAAGCAGACUUCGAUAUUCACGGUUCAUGGGACCCAAUGAUUCCAGAUGCUGAGAUCAUCAGUCUUGUCUGUAAUGUUCUCACCAAGCUAAAUGUUGGCGAAUUUACUAUCAAGGCGUGUUAUGUGCCCUUCGUCCUCGAAUCCUUACGUCUGACACCAUCUGAACAGAUAAAUCACCGUAAAAUUCUAGACGGCAUCUUCGAAGUCUGCGGUGUCCCAGCGGAAAAAAUUCGUUCAAUAUCGUCCGCCGUGGACAAACUUGAUAAGUCACCUUGGUCCGAGGUGAAGAAGGAAAUGACGGCGGACAAGGGACUGGAUGAAGCUGUCGCAGAUGAGAUUGGAGAAUAUGUCAAGUUGAAAGGCGGUCCGGCUCUCAUCGACCAGUUGUCUGCUGACCCGAGGUUGGCGAACAAUGCAAGCGCUCAACAAGGACUCGCAGACAUGACUCUCCUCUUUUCCUUCUUGAAAGCAUACGACGUCGUUGACAAGCUCUCAUUCGAUCUUUCUCUCGCCCGUGGGCUAGACUACUAUACUGGAGUUAUAUAUGAAGCAGUUGUCGCAGCGUCCGCUCCACCCUCCUUCGAUGCAUCCACCACCACCCCAAAACCAAAAAAAAACAAAGCAAACCCCGAUGAAGAAGAAGAAAUUGAUGAAUCGCAAGUCGGCGUUGGGUCCAUCGCCGCAGGCGGUCGAUAUGAUAAUUUGGUCGGAAUGUUUACGGCCGCUGCAGCAGCGGAGGGUAAAAAAGCCCCAAGCAUACCGUGUAUCGGAAUCAGUUUCGGACUCGACCGAAUAUUCGCCUUACUUUGGCCGACAUGGGUUGAACGAGGUGGCCGGACAAAAGAAACGGUGGCCUAUGUUAUGUCAGCGGGAGACGGGUUGUUGGAGGAGCGCAUCAAGCUGGUCAAGGAACUGCGGGAAGGUGGAAUCCAGGCCGAUUUUUUGGCCAAGAGCAAACCCAAGGUCAAGCCGCAAUUCGAUGCUGUUGAAGCUGAUGAGGUCCCGUUUGCGAUCAUCAUUGGCGUUGACGAGGUCAAGCGCGGCGAGGUCAAAGUUAAGCAGCAGACUUGGAUGUUUGUUGACGGGCAGAAGAAGAAGGUCGAGAACAAGGACGACGGCAAGGUUAUCCUGCGUUCAGAGUUGAUUACAUGGCUCAAGCGAACGAUGGAGACACAAUAG